Botrytis fragariae is the source of this 1449-nucleotide messenger RNA. RefSeq lists its product as uncharacterized. The transcript has a single exon. Bases 1 to 1449 code for a protein of 482 amino acids. The record is from RefSeq and is a predicted model, not a curated record. NCBI's taxonomy places the organism in Eukaryota, Fungi, Ascomycota, Leotiomycetes, Helotiales, Sclerotiniaceae.
AUGGGUCAACCUAUUCACGAUUCGUCGCUCUGCGAUAGAGCCAAGCGAUGCAUCAACAAUAAGCUAGAUUGUUCAAGUUCUCAACAUGAUCGAAAAAGUGUUCAUUUGAGCAAUGAAAAUCAAGGACCACCUGUGGACGGGUCUACUCGUCCAACUGUUCCCAGACAAGAUGGCCUCGAUGAGGCUGCCCCAAACCUAUCUCCCAGUGAUGGAUAUUUUCCUAUUCAAGGUGCUCCCAAUCAAGGUGUUUCCACAUACCGAAAUCCCGGCAACUAUUCCUUUGUCCCUAUUCCAGAUUCUGCCCGUCAAGAUGAUACUAAUCAAGCUGUCCCAAACCGACCUCGCACCUAUGCAUUUGUUCAAGUGCCAAUUGUUCCCGAUGAAGAUGUCGCCAGCCCAACUGCCUCGGAGCAAGUUAUCUCCAACUCUCGUCAAGCUUUGACUGUUGAUCAAAUCAACCAAGCUCUCGUCAAUGAAUUUGCCACUGUGCUAGCUAUAGCCAGUCAGAUUCCCGUCCAUCAAGCUGCCGCCAUGCAGAGGCCGGUCAGAUUUACAGUCAAUCAAUCAAUGGCACCCUCCACUACGAGUCUCUCUCUUCAGAUGUUGACAAUUGCUGAAGCAGAGAAUGAAUUUCUCAGGGGGUGGCACCCUUCGGAUUAUGCUGAUAUCAGCAUAAAUGAGAUCUCUUUCACACUGGAUAAUCAAUCAAUAGCCUCUGAUCAAACUGCUGCUCCUUUUACCGAUCAAGCUGCCGCCGAUCAAGCUCUCGUCAAUCGAGCUAUCAUAGAGCUAGCUACCGUCGACCGUCUUACCGACACUGCCCAUCAAACAACCGCGGGUUUUUUGGUGAGGCUCUACUCUGGGCUGUUCAAAGCAGGUGGAAUUCAACGCGAAACGGUGAGACGUUGGAUCCAAUCGGGCAAUGCCCGUUUACCCGCCAAUAUAGAAAUUUCAGGACUUGCGGUUGCAUUAGUUGAGAAUUCGGGUGGGGCACAAAUCUUCGCACAAUCGUUGACGGCUAUUCGAGCAGUGGACGCUUUAGAAAGUGAGUUCCGGCUUCUGAUCCAACGACAGCGACAAUCGAUGUCAUCAUCUCAGCAAGAGCGGCCGAAUGAUUCCAGAUUGCACCACAGUCGAGAGGGAGCUGGGGCCGUUGAAGGAGUAAGGGACGAAGAUCAAGACUCUGACGCUGCAAUUUUGUUUCCUGACAACCCAUAUCUACGUGGAUUUACAAGGGAAGAAAUUUAUGCUCAAAUAUCGACAAAUCGUUACUCGAGAUUUUCAGGAUCUCGUCGAGGAAUGGAUGGUGCGUCUUCUGGCGAGGACCGCCGCAUGGAGAUGAGGAAUCGUGGACGAAGAAAUGCCAUUCAGUUAGGAAGUGGUGCAUUAUCUCCAGGUAGCAAUGUCACUGUUACUUAUUCUGGACCUCCAGAUGUUGAUAAUUCAUAG